Messenger RNA from Chiloscyllium plagiosum (whitespotted bambooshark), 419 nucleotides. The record is from RefSeq and is a predicted model, not a curated record. Lineage: Eukaryota; Metazoa; Chordata; Chondrichthyes; Orectolobiformes; Hemiscylliidae.
CAGUUCUGGAGUUGUCCAGGUGAUAGUGAGCAGGAAUAGUGAAGAUGGCCUCCCAAGUGUGUCAGAACUACCACAAGGACUGUGAGGAUGCUGUUAACAAGCAGAUCAACCUGGAGCUCUAUUCCUCCUAUGUUUAUCUCUCUAUGUCCUCUUACUUUGACCGGGAUGAUGUUGCCCUGCGUCACUUUGCUGAGUUCUUCAAGGAGCAGUCCCAUGAGGAACGGGAACACGCUGAGAAACUGAUGGCAUUCCAGAAUAAACGUGGAGGCAGAGUCCUCCUGCAGGAUGUCCAGAAGCCAGAGCAGGAUGAGUGGGGCAAUGGUCUGGAGGCAAUGCAGAGAGCUCUGCAGAUGGAGAAGGAUGUGAACCAGAGUCUGCUGGAUCUGCACAAACUCUCCUCUGGCCACACAGACCCUCAU